Messenger RNA from Lodderomyces pseudojiufengensis, 207 nucleotides. RefSeq lists its product as uncharacterized. The record is from RefSeq and is a predicted model, not a curated record. The coding region runs from base 1 to 207 and encodes 68 amino acids. The transcript has a single exon. NCBI's taxonomy places the organism in Eukaryota, Fungi, Ascomycota, Pichiomycetes, Serinales, Debaryomycetaceae.
AUGUCAACAUCAAACGAUCAAUCAACAAUUGAAUUAACGCAACAACAACAACAACAACAAUUUCAAGAAAGAGGUAGAAGUAGACUGAGAGAAGAUAAAUCAAUCACAACUACAACAAUUGAUGAUUUGAAUGAUAUUAGUUUGAUGGGAUUUAAAACUGGUUCAUCAAAACAAAAUAGUCCAGAAAAAGUUAAAACUAAGCAGUAA